Molecule: messenger RNA, 2015 nt
Organism: Lotus japonicus
Lineage: Eukaryota; Viridiplantae; Streptophyta; Magnoliopsida; Fabales; Fabaceae
Product: protein DA1-related 2-like
Exons: 12
Coding region: 562-1923 (453 amino acids)
Molecular function (GO): ubiquitin binding
Source: RefSeq, a predicted model, not a curated record
GUUAAAUCUUGUUUAUUACUCCCCCCUAAGCAGGAACCUGUCUUUCUGCAAUUGCCUACUUUCUCUUCAGUGGUUUCCAAGCCAAGAAUCUCUCCCACCCUGUGUGCCACUUCCUCACAGAUUCCUUUUGAACGAUGUCUAAUUACUCCGUGUUUUUCAUCUCCUGCUCCUUUUCUCUCCAACCCCUUGUUUUUUCUCACCAUCAUUUUCAAUUUUCCACCAUCCUUUUUGCUUUCUCUGUGUCUCACAUAACUAGAUACAAAAUCUAUAUAUAAGUAGCUUCCCAUCGUCAUGGCUCCUCCUCCUUCAGAUAUCAAUCAUCUCUCUCACUCUUGCAUAUAUGAAGUAUGUUAUAACCGAGUUGAUACACGAAAAAUCGAUUUGAAAUGUGACUUGGAGCUUCCAAACUAACCAUUUUUUUUGUGGGAAGCAAGGGAUUUUGAAUCUUCAUACACAGAGAGAAAGUCUGGUUUUGUGAAAUUGUUUGGCAAGAUUUUCAAAAUUUGGUCCAGUAGAGGAAAGGGUCGUGGUCAUCAUCUUCAGCAGCCUGCGGAGGAAAACAUGGUUUGGCGAGUUCCAAUUAGAUCUUCGGGUAACCGUGCUAGAUCUCAGAAGGAGGAAGAGGAUCUGGACCGUGCAAUAGCACUUUCUUUAGGUGAAGGUUUAAAGAAACCAUCUGGAUAUAGAUGGCGGACAAGUACUGAUGAAGAUCACACAAAGGCACUUCAGGAUCGAAUGCACUCAUCUGCAUACCCUCCGUAUGCCCCUUUACCUUUUUAUCCUCGUGGAUACAGCAUGCCAUCACAUAUCAGAAUAUGUGGAGGGUGCAACAAGGAAAUACUCCAUGGAAACUGUUUGGGAGUUGAGAAUCGUUAUUUUCAUUCAGAUUGCUUCAAGUGUCACUCUUGUCAUCACCCCAUUAAAGAGCGUGAGUUCUCUUUGUCAGGGAAGCAUCCAUAUCACAAGUCCUGUUUUAUAAAUUUGACACACCCUAAAUGUGAAGUUUGCCAUCAACAUAUACCUAUAAAUGCUGCUGGUUUGAUUGAGUAUAGGUGCCACCCCUAUUGGAACCAAAAGUAUUGUCCGUCUCAUGAAUAUGAUAAUACAUCUCGAUGCUCUAGUUGUGAAAGAUUAGAGUCUCGGGGUGAAAGAUACAUUAGAUUGGAAGAUGGACGAGUUUUGUGCCUCGAGUGCAUAGAAUCUGCUAUAACGGAUACUGGAGAAUGUCAACCUCUUUAUCAUGCUAUCAGAGACUAUUAUGAAGGAUUGAACAUGAAAAUUGAUCAACAAGUACCCAUGUUACUCGUUGGAAGAGAAGCACUCAAUGAUGCUAUUGUUGGGGAGAAAAAUGGUUUCCAUCACUUGCCAGAAACAAGGGGCUUAUGCCUUUCAGAAGAACAGACUGUGACCAGUGUGUAUAGAUGGCCAAAAUUUGGAGGCCAUCGAUUAGUAGGAAUGAGAACUCAACCUCAGAAACUGACUAGGAAAUGUGAAGUUACAGCUAUUCUUGUCCUCUAUGGUCUUCCAAGGUUACUCACAGGUGCCAUCCUUGCCCACGAGUUGAUGCAUGCUUGGUUGCGCCUUAAAGCAGGUUACCGCAACCUUACCCCUGAAGUAGAGGAAGGUAUUUGCCAGGUUCUUUCUUACUUGUGGCUUGAUGCAGAAGUGAUGCCAGGCUCAAGAACUAUGCCAUCAACAUCAAUAGCAUCUUCAUCAUCCUCCUCCUCCUCCUCAUACUCAUCAAAGAAAGGUGUGAGAUCUAAAGUUGAAAAUAAAUUGGGAGAAUUUUUCAUGCACCAGAUUGCCAAUGAUUCUUCCCCAGCUUAUGGUGGAGGCUUUAGAGCAGCUAAUGCAGCUGUUAAUAAAUAUGGUUUACGUGCUACUCUGGAUCAUAUUCGUUUAACUGGCCAGUUCCCACUGUAAUAAGGGAAACCUUCUCUGAGGAGUAAAUGUGUUCCUAUAAGGAUGUUCCAGUCCAAAUUCACUAAAAUUAUGCAUGCCUUGUUUUAGUUUUC